Molecule: messenger RNA, 4302 nt
Organism: Choloepus didactylus (southern two-toed sloth)
Lineage: Eukaryota; Metazoa; Chordata; Mammalia; Pilosa; Megalonychidae
Gene: ZNF286A
Product: zinc finger protein 286A
Exons: 6
Coding region: 29-1813 (594 amino acids)
Biological process (GO): regulation of transcription by RNA polymerase II
Molecular function (GO): DNA-binding transcription factor activity, RNA polymerase II-specific; RNA polymerase II cis-regulatory region sequence-specific DNA binding
Source: RefSeq, a predicted model, not a curated record
GCCGCCCUCGUCCUGCUCCUUUUUACGCAUGCGCGACUUCGAGGCGGCUCAAGAAGUUGGUAUCCUUUGUCAUGUCGGCGGAGGGAGGACCGAGCCGGGCUCCCGAGUGAGGACACCUGACCUGAGCGAGACCCCUCGGCGGAGCCCGCCGAGGACGGGCAGCAAGGAGGACCACGAGGUCUCGGGGACUUCUCACUGUUCUGCGCAGAGCUGUCUGAACUGGGCUGAAGACGAGGCGGCGGUGGCCAUGGAGACCGAUUUGGCCGAAAUGCCUGAGAAGACAGCUCUGCCAUCACAGGAUCCUGCCCUUCCCCGAGAGAGGAGCACAGAAGAGAGGGAAGUGGGAUCUCUGCGCCUAACAGCCAGAUCCCAGGAGUCAGUGACAUUCAAGGAUGUGGCCAUGGACUUCACACCAGAGGAGUGGGGGAAGCUGGACCCUGCACAGCGGGACGUGAUGCUGGAGAACUAUAGGAACCUGGUGUCACUUUGGCUUCCAGUUUCCAAAGCUGAAAGCUACAAUUUGGAGAAUGGAAAAGAACCAUGGAUGCUUGAGAAAAAAAAACCCAAAAGCAGCUAUUCAGACUGGGAGACUAGACCUGAGAGCAAGGAAUCAACUUCAGUGCAAGAUUUUUCCAAGGAAGAAUCAUGCCAGGUUGCAAUAAUUGACAGAUUGACAAAGAAUAGUGUUUAUGAUUCCAACUUGGAAACAACUCUUGAAUGUGAAAAUUGGUUAGGGAAUCAGCAAGGAAAUCAAGAGAGACAUUUAAGAGAAAUGUUUACCCAUAUGAAUCCACUCUCUGGGCAAAAAACUCAUGAACAUGAUAUAUAUUGGAAAACUUUCAGUCAGAAGUCUGUCCUUAUCACUCAAGACAGAGUUCCCAAAGGAUCCUGUGCCUUUCAUACACUUGAAAAAAGAUUGAAACAGAAAUCAAACUUAAUGAAAAAGCAGAGAACUUAUAAAGAGAAAAAACCUCAUAAAUGUAAUGAUUGUGGUGAACUCUUUACUUACCAUUCUGUACUUAUUCGACACCAGAGAGUCCAUACUGGAGAGAAACCAUAUACCUGCAAUGAAUGUGGGAAAUCUUUUAGCCACAGAGCUAAUUUAACCAAGCAUCAGAGAACUCAUACUAGAAUUCUGUUUGAGUGCAGUGAAUGUAAGAAAACCUUCACAGAAAGCUCAUCCCUUGCAGUACAUCAGAGGAUUCACAUUGGAGAGAGACCGUAUGAGUGCAGUGAAUGUGGGAAAGGCUUUAAUCGAAGUACACAUCUCGUUCAGCAUCAGUUGAUUCAUACUGGAGUGAAGCCUUAUGAAUGCAAUGAAUGUGAUAAAGCUUUUAUUCAUUCAUCAGCCCUCAUUAAACAUCAAAGAACUCAUACUGGAGAGAAGCCCUAUAAAUGUCAAGAAUGUGGGAAAGCCUUUAGCCAUUGUUCUUCCCUUACUAAACAUCAGAGAGUUCAUACUGGAGAAAAGCCAUAUGAAUGUGGUGAGUGUGGAAAAACGUUUAGUCAGAGCACACAUCUUGUUCAGCAUCAGAGAAUUCAUACUGGAGAGAAACCCUAUGAGUGUAAUGAAUGUGGGAAAACCUUCAGCCGGAGUUCAAAUUUUGCUAAACAUCAGAGAAUUCAUCUUGGAAAAAAGCCCUACAAAUGCAGUGAAUGUGGAAAAGCCUUCAUUCAUUCAUCAGCUCUUAUUCAGCAUCAGAGAACUCAUACUGGAGAGAAACCGUAUAGAUGUAAUGAAUGUGGGAAAAGCUUUAAGUGCAGUUCCUCCCUCCUCAGACAUCAAAGAAUUCACACUGAAGGGCAACCCUGAUAAGAUACUGAGUGAGAAGAAGAAAUGUAAGUCAGUCUUAUCACUUGUUAAAUACUUGGUUGUUUAAGUGGAGGACACAUAAAAUGCUGCUUGAAGACCAUCUCAUCUCACUUGCAUAAUACGUAAUUUCGAGCCAUAGACAGAAUGUCCCUUAUAUUCACUGGUUUGAGAAUUUUGAAAGCUUCUAGCCAGAGAUCUCAAAUUUUAAUCAUCUCCCCUGCCAAAUACCCGCUUGAGGAAAUUCAAGACAUCCCUGAGGGUAGGUAACAAUAUAAUCACUGGGAAAUCAAAUUUCCCUUGCUCUUGUUCAUAUCAAAGCCCCAGUGAAGCUUAUAACUUUAUAAGGAAAUUGUUAUUUUUUCAGUUAGGCCAAAGGCUCAUAUCCUUAUCAUCAAAAAUAGAGAUCCAAAUAUACAGACAGUGGAAUUUCUCUAGAAAGUGUCAUUUCUUUUAUGUUAGCCAUAAAAACUUAAAGACUAAAAGUUGGAAGCUGCUUAGGGCCCCUCCCCAAGCUGCAAUCUAAUUUGAUGAACGUAACUAGAAUUUAUUUACAAAGCAGUUUGUAAGUUAUGUUCACAUGGGUUAUGUUGGUUACAGAUUUAAAUAAUAGUUAUUCUUCCAUUUCCCUGGAGGUUACCCUGAAAUAGAGAAUGGGUCAAAAUUUUAACAGUGGUUGUUGAUCAAGUUGCUCUUUUCUUAUCCUCAGUAUUGAGUGAGUCCUUUGUUUUCUAAAAUCACAUUAUCAGGGAGACCAUUUCUCUGCAUUAUUCAGCUUUCUGUAAACUCUUAUAUAUCACCUUGAAAAGAGGCCCCAGGGACACUGAAUGUCUGAAAAGUUGAUGGAUUCAAUGUGUUACUGUAUUUAGGAUGCUGAUCAAAUAGAAGAACUGAAGCACCCGUGAGACACCAGCACAUGCCUUUCUGUCAGAGUAUGGAGAACAGCUCCCAGGACAGACGUACUUGACAAUAAGCAGCUUCCCUCCAUGAAGAACAAGUUGCCAUUUCCUGGCUCUCAUGUUCACCCACCUUUCUGUGGUCACUCUUGUUCUCUCUCUGUGCUGGCUGGUGUUUGCUAUGUCCCAGAGCCCUAAAGUAGCUCGAAAAAGUGAAACCACAAGAUACAUUGGACGUAAGCUACAGGGGUGACCAAAGACCAGUCGUGGGAUUGGUGACACAAAAGCAAAACUUCAAAUAAAUAUUUAGUAAAACAUUAUGCAAAUAACAGUUUUUAUUGUUAUUCUAGUGCAUAUUACAUGUUGUAUGGAAAGAAAACUAUAGAGAAUUAUAGAAAAAGUGAUAGUUUCCUUCUUUCCUAUGUUCCUUCUUUCUGCUAUCCUGAAGUCCUGCCCUCCAUGACUGUCCACCACCCAGUCCCUACUUCUGCCCCUCUACCUUAUCCCAAUGACUCUUCUAAUUUCCUCUCAACAGACCUUCAUUGUGUUAUUGAGGAAAACUAGGGGCUAGAAUUUAAACAAGUGGUGGUAGCAGCAAGCAAGCUCAUUAAGGAUGGAUAGAGCAUAUAUCCAGCAAUUGUGGAAAUCAUAGAAAACCAGACUCAGCUGGGAAGAGAUUUGGGAAUGAAAAACACAUUGAAGGGGGUUGAGAUGGGUAGAAAGGCUCAGAGUCUAAGAUAUCAGGAGGAGAAUGGCUGACUUGAGAACAGAAUACUGGAAAGGGCUUAAUUCUUAUUACUUUAAUAUUCCAUGUUCUUAAGUGUCAUUACUGUAAUACUCCAUGUUAAUUAAUGGUCUGGAGCAAGGAUUGAGAAGCAGUGGCCUGCACCCCUGGGCCGAGUUCAGUCCGCCACCUAUUUUUAUAAAUAAAAAUUUAUUGGAACUCAGCCAUACUCAUUCUUGUACAUGUUGUCUAUUGCUGCUUUGGUGCUACAAAAGUGGAGUUGAAUAGUUGCAACAGAUAUUGUAUGUCUAGAAAAGCCUAAAAUAUUUUUAUUUGGUCCUUUAUAGAUAAUGUUUGCCAACCCAAGGCCUAGAACAUCCAUAUCUUUUUCUUGUUUUUUUAAUGAAGUAGCUAAGCAUUAGUCAGUAGAAAUUACCCAAGAAUGAGUGUAUCUUCCACACCUUGUGUUUACCAAUUAAGAACUGUGACCAUUCUUUCUGGACUUAAAAACAGAGGUUCACUUUCUGCUUUUGCUUCCAUUUGGUGCUGAUCCCUACACAGCCUGCUUGAGACCUGGAGGAAUCUGCUUUUUUUUUUUCCAUAUGCGCAUCACUUAACCAGGAGCUACCUGUUGGUUCCAGAGACUCAAGUUUGCACUCUAAUUGCAGUUUCAAUAGUGUUAAAGAACUUCGUCCAGGUUGGUUUUACUGGGAACUCUGGCCCCUUGCCUUUCAGUAUUUGUCCUUUUUAUGCUCGGUGUUCAAUCUGACUACAUGUUUGUACUCGAACAUGAAUGUUGGAAGUUUUAAUGUUCUACAUUCCACAUGUUUUUUGUGUCUUCUAAAUGAAACCUAUGCUCUUACUGACCCACU